Tripterygium wilfordii is the source of this 1672-nucleotide messenger RNA. Its product is annotated as probable glycosyltransferase At5g25310. The transcript has 4 exons. Lineage: Eukaryota; Viridiplantae; Streptophyta; Magnoliopsida; Celastrales; Celastraceae. The record is from RefSeq and is a predicted model, not a curated record. Gene Ontology annotation, molecular function: glycosyltransferase activity. The coding region runs from base 1 to 1443 and encodes 480 amino acids.
AUGAAAACCUGCUAUGGAAAUUUGUUCUCUGCGAUUUCUACACUGUUUGUGGCGUCGAUCAUUGUGAUGCUGAUGAUCUCUGGUUGUUUUCGAUCGUUCACGAGCUUCUCCGGUUCUACGCUUCAAUACUCUGGCUCAAUAGAAGUGAUUCAGCUGAAUAGAAACAUUACGAUCUCCGAUCGAGUCCAAACUAUCCACUCUGUUAGAUCUAGCCUCAGUUUUCAAUUGAACAGAACCGUCACUAGAAAAUUCGCAAAAGUAAUUCGCAGAGAAGACGAGCACGAACAAGGACUCGCUCGAGCGCGAGCUUCGAUUCGCAGGGCUGCGUCGGGUCUAAAUCUCUCCUCAAUCGCCGACAGCCACCACAAAAGUGACAUCGACAGCACCGCCAUUUAUCAUAACGCCCGCGCAUUCUAUCGGAGUUAUCUGGAGAUGGAGAAAAGAUUCAAGGUCUACGUUUACUCAGAAGGGGAGUUACCAAUAGUUCAUGAUGGACCGUGCAAGGACAUCUACACCAUAGAAGGGAGGUUCAUACACGAAAUAGAACACGGAGCCAGAAGGUUUAAGACAAACAGUCCUCAUAAUGCUCACGUUUACUUCAUGCCCUUCAGCGUGACCUGGAUGGUCAAGUAUCUCUACAAGCCUCUAACUUACAACCUCACCCCACUGAGGCAGUUUGUGUCUGAUUAUGUCAGAGUGGUGUCUAGCAAGUACCCCUUCUGGAAUAGAACUCAAGGAGCUGACCACUUCAUGCUUGCUUGUCAUGAUUGGGGUCCUCAUGCAUCUCAGGGAAACCCUGACCUCUAUAGCAAAUCCAUCCGAGUACUAUGCAAUGCCAACACUUCAGAAGGCUUCAACCCUCAAAAGGAUGUAAGCCUCCCUGAAAUCCACCUCUACGGUGGAGAAGUAUCCCCCAAACUUCUAUCUCCACCGCCAGCUGCAGCCGACAGCCCUCGCCUUCAUCUCGCAUUCUUUGCAGGAGGUAUCCAUGGCCCCAUCCGUCCCCUCCUCCUCCAACACUGGAAAGAUAGCGAUCCUGAACUACUUGUCCACGAGUACCUACCCAAGGACCUUGACUACUACUCUCUUAUGCUUCAAUCCAAGUUCUGCUUGUGCCCAAGUGGGCACGAAGUGGCUAGCCCUAGAAUUGUUGAGGCCAUUUAUGCUGAAUGUGUGCCUGUGAUUUUGUCACAGAACUAUGUGCUGCCAUUUAGUGAUGUGUUGAGAUGGGAGGCCUUCUCAAUAAGAGUGGAUGUAUCUGAGAUUCCGAGAUUGAAGGAGGUGUUGACUGCAGUUUCCGAAGAGAAGUACAGGAGGCUUAAGGAGGGACUAAGAGCUGUUAGGAAGCAUUUUGUGCUUAACCAACCAAGCAAACCAUUCGACGUGUUUCAUAUGAUAUUACACUCUGUGUGGCUCAGGAGAAUUAAUCUAAGACGUCAAUGAUAUGGAUAUAUAUUUACACAGGAUUUGACCGAAAUGGUACGAAAAUCAAGAGAGGACUUAAAAAGGCUAGAGAGAGAAAUUCAUGUAACUUGAGAGAGAGUUUGGUCGAGAAUCGUCAAUAACUACACCAUCAUUCAUAGCCCCUUUACAUCCAUUUCAAGGUAAUUCCAGCUCCAUUCAAAGUCUAACCUCCUAAAUCGUGCAAGUAACAACAUGAGCAAAUACGUAA